Pectinophora gossypiella (pink bollworm) is the source of this 3045-nucleotide messenger RNA. It is a transcript of the gene lobo, whose product is annotated as dynein regulatory complex subunit 7. Gene Ontology annotation, cellular component: motile cilium. The record is from RefSeq and is a predicted model, not a curated record. Gene Ontology annotation, biological process: flagellated sperm motility. The transcript is spliced from 14 exons. NCBI's taxonomy places the organism in Eukaryota, Metazoa, Arthropoda, Insecta, Lepidoptera, Gelechiidae. The coding region runs from base 1 to 2709 and encodes 902 amino acids.
AUGGCCGGCCGGGCGCGUAGGCCGAGAUCUCGAGAUAUCGAUCCGCGGCCGGGCACCGCGGCGCCCGUCGCCACGGACACGGCCUCCGGCGUGCAACGGCACAUCACUAGCCCGCGUCGCGACCACGCGGCGGCGGGUGGCGCAAAUCACUCGCGCGGACUGCCGUUCUUGGAGAGCGCUCCCUUUAGUGGUGUACCUCCAGACCGCAUAAUAUCGUCCUACACGGCUUUAGUUCGUCGCGCGGCGAACGCGUUCGAGAUGGCCAACGUGCUGGUGUCUUGGCUCCUGGGCGCCACGUAUGAUGCGUACGUGGUCAUCGGCUGUGCCAAGAGGGACACCUGCCUGGGCAUACGCUACCGGUCACUGUGCCCAGACCUGCCCAGUGACGCUGAGGAAGUGUCACAAGACACAGAACCGGAGGAGGAGCCGCGCUACAAGCUGGUGCCGUUACCAGACUUCACGAGCAAGUACGUCACCAUGAUGGAGAACCGCGCCAUCGAGAAGAAGCAGGCUGAGCUGGACCGCAUCGAGGCCGAGAGACAGAUGAAGAUCGCGGAAUUGGAGAAGCCACCUCCAGACGCUAUCGACGGCUGGCGCACACACGCCUGGGUGUUAGUGCUCCCAGGCCCCAUGGAUAUUGAAGAACCGUUCUUCAUCGAACCACAGGAAGGAAACGGGUAUCCUUUAGACGCAGAACAAUACCAACAAAUUGACGCCGUUUACAACAACGAAAAUUAUUAUGUUAAUUUGCAAGUAUUGAGAGAAUUGGAAGAAGAGGAAUGGUCAGAAACUGAUAUGUUUGAAAGAGAACUCCAAAAAGAAAAAGAGAAAGCAGAAGUUGAAAAGGGAAGAGAAGAAAAAGAAAAGGAAGAGUUAGAAAAAAGGGAAAGAAAAAAAGCUGAAAAGGCUGAAAAGAAAAGGAAAGAGCAAGAAGAACAGGAGAAAAAGGAAAAGUCAACGGCAGAUGUAUCAGAUAAGGAGAAGAAAGAUAAAGAGAAGGAAGAAAGAAAGAAGGAAAAAAAGGAAAAGAAAAAGAAAGAAAAGGAAGAAGCUGAACAGAGAGCAAAAGAAGCAAAAGAAGAGGAAGAAAAGGACAAAGAGAAGAAUGUUUGGGAGACCGCAGAGGAGGAGGAAGAAAGAACCAUUAUUUGGCAGAAUCUGAGCCACUUGCGCUACGAUCUCAGUGACAUAACUUGCUGGGAGCAUUUGCUACCUGGAGAGCCUGCUAACAGAAGAAAUCUACCAGGAGUGGAUAUAACAAGGAAGAAAACCGCUCGAGAUACUGAAAAACAUCUGGAUAUGCCCGAGAGUUGGGUAGAGAAACUUGAUAUAUCUGCUGCAGACUAUAUGCAGCGUUACCCUGGCUGCCACAAGGUGAUACAUUACAAGAAGGUUCUCCUGGAGAAGUUCUCACGCUAUUCCCAGGCCAGUGGUAUUGUGAAGAGGAUCAAGAUAUUCCAAGAUUACGCACUCACUAUACCUUUGAUCACCUACGAAUACUUUAAAAACAGAGAGGAUAAAAUGCAUAUUGUGAAAAUAGAUCACACGACUAAUGAAGUCGAAGAGCUCUUUGAAACUGGACGUCCAGAAAAUCUCAUAAAACAUACAUACUCCAUAGAUGCCCCAGUGACUUCUGUCGAGGGUAAUCGUUCCCUGGAAUUCAAGUGGUUCUCUCGUAUUGACCAUCUCCAGAAAAUAGAUUGCACACCGCUGUCCUUCGACGAGUACUAUGUCGAUAGGGAGGAUUUGCUUAUAUCUCGACACAUAAAAUACGUAGAGGGUAAUAAACUCGAACCGAAGCGUCGCCUACAUACAGUCACGGAAGUCUAUCAGAGAAACUACGAUGUCCCAGCGAAGGAGGAUGUAUGGCAGAGGAUCUUCCACAUCCACAACAAUACCAUACAAUUGUUAUACCACUACGAAUACAAUUUCGUCACGAAUGACACCCGGUCGUUCGUUAAACCGAACCUUGCGGAGACCGGUGGAAAGGUCCUGUUCUACGCUGACAAGACAUCUGGUUAUAUUGCGGAUCCGUGCGGUUACCCCACAAGACCUCUAGAUAUCUACUUCUCUCUGUGUAACAACAUAGACUGGGAGUACAGGACUACCAAACACAUCAGAGAUCGCGAGACUGACGUCAAUGGGUACCUCAUGCAACGGCACAAGGAGAUUACCGAGCCUACCCUCUAUGUAUCCCUGUUUAACACAGAGAGGAAUGAAGAAGCACAGAAAGCGUAUGCUGAAAUGGAAAAACAAAAAGCCGAGAUCGCCGAACGCGAGCGGGAAGCAGACAUCGAUCCGCUGCAGCCGUACUUGGCUCGCAUGUUUGGCACCCCUCGAGGAAUCACCCAGCCGCUGACCGUCAAGGAGGCAACCAUCAUCAGAGAACAGUGCAUCAACGACUUCCGAACAAAACAAUUGGCUCGCCAAAUUAUUGUUCAGGAACGAUUUGAUAAGAUGAAUGCUGAGUACAAGGCGAAGAGGCUGUGGUAUUUGGCGAACCAGUUCAUACUUACACCUGAAAAGGAAGCAGCUUACUUUGCUAUGAGUGCUGAGCUGUCAUUCCAAGUGCACUCUUUGGAGGUGCGAUUAACUCGCCACCAGGAUCUGUCUGCGCCGAGGUUCAGGGCUCUAGAAGUCUACCUCAAUAAACACCCGCUGUUGAAGGAGUAUAACCGUAUGCGAGCUUACUACAAAGUCAAGCAAUAAUAGCUUUUGCGACUAGGACUUGAGGAGUAUUUUACAUUGUUGUUUAUACUUAUUUAUAAUUCUAGUUAUUAUCGUUAUAAAUGUUCGUCUAUUUUAAACUAUUCCACUAAAAUCACUCAGGUGAUAUCACUUGAGUGACUGUAGUGGAGUAGACUUAAAUAUCGACCAUAUUUCUCGUAUAUUAGCUUGCGAAACAUAAUAUUAAGUAUUUCAUGUUCAGCUUUAUUGGCAUCUCUGUUAACUUUCAGAUUUCUCACUUUACAUUUUGAAUGAGAAUUUAUGUGUAACUAGUCUACUCUGUUAUGUUUAUAAUUUGUUGUAAAGUUUAUUCUUUGU